UUUUUUGAUCGGAUGUCGCCUCCUGUGACCGGAUGGUGUUUGGUGGAGAGGAAGUUUUGUUUUGCGAGUUUUUUUCCGUCCGUUUCGACUGACCGGGUAUCCAGUUAAUGAGCUUUUAUUAAAAAAAAAAGGAGCACGGAAUGAUAUUCGCGUGAAUUGCAUUGCAACCGCUCAAGUGCCCAAAGCAGAGAAUAAAAGCCCGAGCUGUUUGAAGCGGAGGAACUCCGCCGUUUCACUUCAGAGUAACCCGAGAGCUCCUUCCUGCUAAGCUAACGUUACCGAGCUAGUCGGCGCGGCUGGCGUUGGACUCUGGGUUUGUGUUGUGCAGAAAGGGAGCUCUCCGAGCCAACGAAGCCAUGGGGAACCGGGGCAUGGAAGACCUGAUUCCCCUCAUCAACAAGCUUCAAGACGCGUUCAGCUCCAUUGGCCAGAGUUGUAAUUUGGACCUUCCUCAGAUCGCCGUGGUUGGUGGACAGAGCGCCGGAAAGAGCUCCGUCUUGGAGAAUUUUGUUGGCAGGGACUUUCUUCCACGUGGAUCGGGCAUUGUUACCCGCAGGCCUCUCAUUUUGCAGCUGUUCAACAAUAAAGCAGAAUAUGCUGAAUUCCUGCACUGCAAAGGGAAGAAGUUUGUGGAUUUUGAUGAAGUGCGGUCGGAAAUUGAGGCAGAGACCGAAAGGAUAACGGGCUCCAACAAAGGCAUCUCUCCCAUCCCAAUUAACCUGAGGGUCUACUCCCCAAACGUGCUGAACCUGACCCUGAUUGACCUUCCGGGCAUGACUAAGGUUGCCGUCGGAGACCAGCCUGUCGACAUAGAACACCAGAUCAGAGACAUGCUGAUGCAGUUCAUCACCAAGGACAGCUGUCUGAUCCUGGCCGUCACACCUGCCAACACUGACCUGGCCAACUCGGAUGCUCUGAAGAUCGCAAAGGAGGUGGACCCACAGGGGCUGCGUACCAUUGGCGUAAUAACAAAACUGGACCUGAUGGAUGAGGGGACGGAUGCCAAGGACAUCCUAGAAAAUAAACUCCUGCCACUGCGCAGAGGCUACAUCGGUGUGGUGAACCGCAGUCAGAAAGACAUCGAUGGGAAGAAGGACAUUCGCGCCGCUCUGGCUGCAGAGAGGAAGUUCUUCCUGUCCCACCCCGGCUACAGGCAUCUGGCAGAGCGCAUGGGCACUCCGCAUCUACAAAAGGCACUCAACCAGCAAUUGACCAACCACAUCAGAGACACUCUCCCAGGUCUGCGCAGUAAGCUACAGAGUCAGCUCCUCUCGCUGGAGAAGGAGGUGGAGGAGUACAAGAACUUCCGUCCAGAUGACCCAACGCGCAAGACCAAGGCCUUGUUGCAGAUGGUGCAGCAGUUUGGUGUGGACUUUGAGAAGUGCAUUGAGGGCUCCGGGGACCAGGUGGACACCAACGAGCUUUCGGGUGGCGCCAAAAUCAAUCGCCUCUUCCAUGAACGCUUUCCUUUCGAACUGGUCAAGAUUGUGUUUGACGAGAAGGAUUUGAGGCGAGAAAUCAGCCACGCAAUCAAGAACGUCCAUGGCGUCAGAACGGGGCUCUUCACCCCUGACCUGGCUUUCGAGGCGAUAGUCAAAAAGCAGAUCCUCAAACUCAAAGAGCCCAGCCUCAAAUGUGUGGACCUUGUGGUGUCCGAGCUCACCGCACUCGUCAUGAAGUGUGCCGUUAAGCUCAAUUCCUAUCCCAGACUCCGAGAGGAGACUGAGCGCAUCGUCACAACCCACGUCAGAGAAAGAGAAGGGAAGACUAAGGACCAGGUGCUGCUGCUGAUUGACAUUGAGCUGUCGUACAUCAACACCAAUCAUGAGGACUUCAUAGGCUUUGCCAAUGCCCAGCAGAGGAACACAGCUGCGAACAAGAAGAGGGCCAUACCCAACCAGGGUGAGAUUCUGGUGAUCAGGAAAGGCUGGCUAACCCUCAACAUCAGCAUCAUGAAGGGAGGCUCCAAGGAGUACUGGUUCAUCCUGACUGCAGAGUCCCUGUCCUGGUACAAAGACGAGGAGGAAAAAGAAAAGAAGUACAUGCUGCCGCUGGAUAACCUGAAGCUCAGAGAUCUGGAGAAAGGCUUUAUGUCGACAAAGCACAUCUUCGCAAUCUUCAAUACUGAACAGAGGAACGUGUACAAGGAUCUUCGUCAGGUAGAACUGGCCUGUGACUCUCAAGAGGAUGUCGACAGCUGGAAAGCGUCCUUCCUCAGGGCAGGAGUUUAUCCGGAGAAGGACCAGACGGAGAAUGACGACGCUGCCCCUGCGGACACAUUCUCCAUGGAUCCUCAGUUGGAGCGGCAGGUGGAAACCAUCCGCAACCUGGUGGAUUCGUACAUUGGCAUCAUCAACAAAUCCACCAGAGACCUCGUGCCCAAGACCAUCAUGCAUCUGAUGAUCAACAGUGCAAAGGACUUCAUCCACUCGGAGCUGCUCGCCUACCUCUACUCAUCUGGGGACCAGAACAGCCUCAUGGAGGAAUCGGCUAACCAGGCCCAGCGUAGAGACGAAAUGUUACGCAUGUAUCAUGCACUCAAGGAGGCUCUGCUCAUCAUUGGUGACAUCAGCACCGGUACCAUCUCCACCCCAGUGCCCCCGCCCAUAAAUGACAGCUGGAUCCAAGAAGCCAGCCCAACCCCUCAGCGCAGGCAGCCCGCUGCAGCUGCCCCGGCCCCGAGCCGCCCGCCUGCUGCUCGGGGCCCGACCCCAGGACCACCCAUGAACCCUUCCCCUGCUUUCGGGGCUUCACUCAACCCCUCUCCCGCCUUCGGUGCACCACCGAUCCCCUCUCGCCCAGGACCGCCCAGCAACGCUUUCAACAGCCACCAGGAUCCCUUCAGCGCUCCCCCACUGAUCCCCUCCCGGCCGGCCCGCGUCCCACCCGGUGUACCCAGCCGAAGACCCCCCGGUGCUCCUUCUCAUCGGCCCACCAUUAUCCGCCCUGCCGAGCCCUCUCUUCUAGACUAGACUUGUGGCCUUGUGUGUGUGUGUGUGUGUGUGUGUGUGGGUGUGGGUGUGGGUGUGUAUAUUCUGCACACUAAAGGCCAGAGGCGGGGGCUCGAGGGGAGGGGCUGACUGAUAGCGGUGCAUAAUGAGCAUCGUUCAGCCGUAUUAAUGUGUCUCUUCAAGCAAUGUAAUGCGCUGCUAAUACCAUCGUUAUCAGUGCACAUGAAUGACAGAAAGCCCUUGCUGUGGCAAUUGUGUAAUACAAAAUAAAACCCAGCUGAUCUGUGGGAUGCAUCUAGCUUCUAUUGGUCGGAGAUGGUGUAUCGAAAUCAGUUCAGUUUUUUUUAUUAUAAUACCUGAUUUGUUUCUUCUGACAAGGUUCCCAGCAGAAGCUUGUUAAAUAACUUAUUAACUGUUGCAGGCUGGCUAUUCUCCCCCCCCCCCCCCCCCCCCCCCAAACACGAUUGGCCGAGAAACCCAUCUGAUCUCUCUGUAAUAUACACACUUAACCUGUUGUUAAUGUUUUACUGCAUCUUCAUUUAAUAACUGAUUCAUAAUGAAAAACAAUAGCUUAUUGUCACUGUUGUGUUAUUUUGGUGCCGUCACUUACCUUGUGUAAUUUUAUUUGAGUGGCUUUGGCCUUUUUUUUUUUUAAUGACCGUCAUAAAAUGUAGCUUUAAAAAGUGAAAUCCUAAUCCGCAGAAAAAGCAAAGGAGAUGAAAUCGCAGUGCGGGGUUGCAUGCGACUGUGUGAGAGAGAGAGAGAGAUAGAUAGAGAGAGAGAGAGCGCAGCCUAAAUCCCCCCUCCUUCCACAAUGAAUCCACCAGACUGACCGCUGUAAUCCAAGCACUUCUAGCCGUGUAGCCUUACAACAAGCCACUCAUAACGGGGAUGUUGUACUCCGUUACCGGAACGCUAUCCACAGAAACCCGGGAGAGGGACACUUUGUGAGAUGCUCUCUCCAGUAAUUCAUAGUUUUUAAAGCCUUGAAUUAGAAUCCCUUUUAGUCUCCGUUGGAACCUCGAUGAGACCUUCAGCCUUCGUGGUAGACUUUGUUCAUUCCUGGAUUAACUGAUUCUUCUUCUAGAGCACACGGUGCAGCUUCCCCUCGGAGGAUAAAACCGGGUGAAGCGGUGCGAUGUGUUCGUAGACGAGGGCGUGAUUUAGAGUAUGAAGAUGGUGUUAAGCGUUUAGGAGUUGGCGCAUCUCUUUCUUGGCUUAGUUGUCGAGGACAUUUAUUCUCGCUGUCCGUUCUGCUUCCAUGCAUUUAAACACAUUGUAUAUAGCUGGCCUAUAAUGGGGAGUGAGCACUUGUAUCUCAUUUAAUCGCAGGGUUGAUGACAAAAACAUGCUGUUGGUUCUUAAUCAAAGACCCACCGUGUUAAAGAGCGACUGUAGUGGUCGGAUUAAAGGAAGCACUAACUGCCAUUUCAUAGAUUAGCCUUGGGUGCAGGGGGAAAAGAGAUGGGUCAUCUCCUGAUGCGUUAUUUAUAAUCAGGGCAUUUUGUGUCAUUUCUUUUGAUGUUUUUGGUUGCAAUUGUACAACUCGGCUCCCCCAGCUUCACCUGGACUUUUUUUUUUUAUUUUGGGGUUCUGCUACAGGGUUUUGCUGUCUAAAAUGUGUUGCGUGUUGGGAGGGCACCUGGGGGGGGGGGGGGGGGGGUCUAAACAUCAUCUACACAGCUGUGAUUACUUGAUAAUGCGUUUUGUUUGGAUUGUUCUUUUGAGGGUGUUUGACCAUUUUAAAACCAAUUGAGGGGGAAAAGGUGCUCAUGUGGGGGGAGUGACGUCGGGCUGCUAGAAUGUUGUUUUUUUUCUUUUCUUUUUUUAGGUUUGAUCAGGAGUUUGUUGUGAGCAGCGGGUGGUGGUGUAAUAUGAAGUCACACUCUGUCUACAGAAGCCGUCUAGACUUUCCUCUGUUCUCAGAUAACUUUUAAUUGGCCAGAAACCGAGACGGGGAAAAAAAACAACAACUGUUAAGCAAUUCCAAACGGUCCGAAUUGACAGACUCUUGAGACAGAGUGUGCUUCUUCUUCUUCUUCCCCUGUAUUUCUCUUCAGGCGUGGCUUUCAGUGACAGUGCCAGAAGGAUUAGAAUACGCUUAUGAAAACAGCCCCAGAGCCUUUUUAGAUUUGAAGACGCUUCACAUGAAAACGAACCCUUGAAAAGUUAGCUCAUAAAUGUCUCAUUGGCCAACGUUAGUUGAAUUCCACUUGUGCCUGUCACUUCAGCCUGCCUUUGAGGAGCCCACACUGUAAUGCCCUGCCCUUCUUCCUAAUGCCCUCCCCUGUCUGGAUCUGGUGGAAGGGGUUGGAAAUCAACCUGUAAAAAAAAAUCUCUUUUCUUUUUGUUUUGCAAACCCUUGUCAAGUGCCUCUGUAGCAAUUAAUUGAUUUGAAUGAACAUGAACUGAUUUAGGAUGGAGAGUAAAUAAAUAAAGAGGUGUUGUGUACAAUAAAGGGACUGGCUCUGGUG
This is a messenger RNA of Cyclopterus lumpus (lumpfish), 5425 nucleotides long. RefSeq names its product dynamin 2a (gene dnm2a). Gene Ontology annotation, molecular function: GTPase activity; microtubule binding; GTP binding. Gene Ontology annotation, cellular component: microtubule; cytoplasm; membrane. Lineage: Eukaryota; Metazoa; Chordata; Actinopteri; Perciformes; Cyclopteridae. The transcript is spliced from 21 exons. The record is from RefSeq and is a predicted model, not a curated record. Bases 357 to 2972 code for a protein of 871 amino acids.